AUGGAUAAAAUAAUUGGAUUGUUAUCGAAAGAUGAUUGGAUAUACACAGGACUGCUCUUUUUCUCAUUCGGAUCGUCCUUGUAUGUUCGGAAAAUUGGAAAUAAUAUACUGACAUCGGGCGUCCUCGGAUUCGCUAUGGCUCUUGUGAUUAUUGGUCCAAAAGUCGCAUACUCACUCGGAAUUUGCGUGAUUGCCGUUUUGAUCCAACAAUUUGCCAACAAAAAAAGCACACCAUUCUACGUCUUCUUGACUACCUUCAUUUAUCUGAUGCUCGUCCGAUUCGCACAUUACUUCUUGCCAGUGAACGAAGUUGCCAGUCAUACAAACGUCAUUCAACUGAUUAUCACUCUACGCAUCAUCGGUAUCACGUUCGAAGAAAAUGACGCUUGGCUCCACAAGGACGAUGAGAAUCCCACAAAACGAUAUCUGACUCGGAUGCCGACAAUUCUUGAGAAAUUCGCAUAUUUCUACCAUUUCUGCGGUCUUUUCACAGGUCCAUACUACACGUUCCAAAUGCUGAUCGAUUCUCAACGCGGAGUUUUGAAAGAGUGGGAUCCAACAUCUGAAGUGAAAUCUCGAUUCCAACGUCUCCUAUGGUCCGUACCAGUAUUUGUUAUCACCAAUCAUUAUUUUCCACUUGAUACCCUCCGUUCCGAUGCUAUCUGGGAAGUGUCAUUCUUCACUCGUCUCGUUUACGCCGCUCUCAUUUUCGUUGUGUUCAAAACAAGAGUGUACAGCGCAUGGGCGAUAGCUGAGUCAAUUUGUGUUAUCCUUGGAAUCGGAAUUUAUCCAGCUGCUUCCAACCCAAAAAUUAUCGUUGGACCAACUGACCUAAAGACGUUUGAAGCCCUUGAAGAAAAGAAAUCAAUUGAAAUGAGCAGUGAUGCUAUUGUGAAUUUGGACAUUCCAAAGGUAGAAUUCUCGGAUGGCUUCAGAGAUGGUAUGAAGGCGUGGAAUCGAUCGGUCCAGACAUGGUUGGCGCUUUAUGUCCAUUCACGUGUCAAAGUGAUGAGAGUGGAGACAACAAUGUUGGUUUCUGCAAUCUGGCACGGCACAUACGCUGGAUAUUUUAUGUCUUUUGGAGUUGUUGCUAUGUGCGCUAUUCUUGAAGACGUAAUUUUCAAAUUAGUUCCCACAAAUCCAGAGACAGGAUUGAGACCACAAUGGUUCCGAAUUUUAUACACCCAUACCAUCCGUUGCCGUGGAUUCGAAAUGCUUGCUACCGGUUUCCUCUUGAAAAAUGCCUCCGAUGUUCAUCACUUCUGGUCCUCAAUUUACUACUGGUUGCCUCUUCUUUGCGUUCCAUUCUACAUUUACAGUGUGAAAACCGCCACUCCAAAACCUAAAAGAUCUCAAAAAUUGGAAUAG
This is a messenger RNA of Caenorhabditis remanei, 1368 nucleotides long. RefSeq lists its product as uncharacterized. The record is from RefSeq and is a predicted model, not a curated record. NCBI's taxonomy places the organism in Eukaryota, Metazoa, Nematoda, Chromadorea, Rhabditida, Rhabditidae. The transcript is spliced from 9 exons. Gene Ontology annotation, cellular component: membrane; mitochondria-associated endoplasmic reticulum membrane contact site. Bases 1 to 1368 code for a protein of 455 amino acids. Gene Ontology annotation, molecular function: lysophospholipid acyltransferase activity. Gene Ontology annotation, biological process: phosphatidylinositol biosynthetic process; lipid modification.